This is a messenger RNA of Acanthoscelides obtectus, 750 nucleotides long. The record is from the annotation of a GenBank genome assembly. Lineage: Eukaryota; Metazoa; Arthropoda; Insecta; Coleoptera; Chrysomelidae.
CGAAAAUUCCCCACUAUCAAGCUAUGUCAUAAACUCUCAGGUAUAUAUUCACAAUGAAAAUCAUCAAUUCGCUAGUCUUUAAUUAUAUAUCAGGAACAAUGAAGUGUGUAAUAUUCGUAGUAGUGCUGUCUGUGAGCUUUGUAUUGGCCGCUGAAAAACAUCCAACUGUUUUUGAUGAUACUAACGUUGAUGAAAUUUUGAAAAAUGACCGGCUGGUCAGGCAGUAUAUUGACUGUGUAGAAGACAAAAAGCCUUGUACUAAGCAAGGGCAAGAACUCAAGGCUCGUGUUAAGGAAGCACUAGAAAAUGGCUGUGGCUCAUGUACAGACAAGCAGAAGGCGGGUGCAAAGAAAGUAAUCAGAUAUUUGAUGAAGAACAAACCUGACUGGUGGAAAGAACUUAAUGAUCGCUUCGACCCCGAUGGUAAAUACAAAGCUAAAUUUGAUGCGUUCCUCAAAGAAGCCGAAGCGGUAGCUUGAGUCUGCUGUUUAAGUGCCCAACUUUUGUUAUUCAUUGCUUUGAAAUGUCACUAGAAAUUAUAAAUCAAUUCGUUACCAAUUGUGCUGUCUUUGAAGCAGUUUCCUUCAAACCCUUUCCUAAUUUAUAAUAAAGACAUAUUUUUGUUAUGAUACUUUUUCUGCAACUAUACCCAAAGGUUUUCAAAAUAUGCUCAAAUAAUUGACAUGCUGUUUCUUGGAUUUAAAUUUUCUACAAUGUUUUUUUUUGUUUUUUGAUUUACGACGGGCAUUU